Molecule: messenger RNA, 2267 nt
Organism: Hibiscus syriacus
Lineage: Eukaryota; Viridiplantae; Streptophyta; Magnoliopsida; Malvales; Malvaceae
Product: acyl-CoA-binding domain-containing protein 4-like
Exons: 18
Coding region: 37-2073 (678 amino acids)
Biological process (GO): lipid transport
Cellular component (GO): cytosol
Molecular function (GO): protein binding; fatty-acyl-CoA binding
Source: RefSeq, a predicted model, not a curated record
GGAGAAGGAUAUCAAAAGGAGGAGGAGGAGAAGGAAAUGACGACAAUGGCGAGGACAAGCGCUGGCCUCGCGGCGGAUCGAUUCUAUUCGGCGGCUGUUUACGCUGGAUUCGACGGAUCUUACAAUUCCGACAACAACGAGAUCAGUUCCAGGUUCUCAAACGAUGUCGCUUUGAUCCUCUACGCAUUAUACCAGCAGUCUACUAUAGGUCCUUGUAAUGCUCCGAAACCAAGCUCGUGGAAUCCUGUCGAACAGAGUAAAUGGAAAAGCUGGCAGCAGCUUGGUAACAUGACUACUACAGAAGCUAUGCGUCUCUUUGUGAAAAUAUUGGAGGAAGAAGAUCCAGGAUGGUAUUCAAGGGUUUCUAACUCUGUUUUGGAGCCUGUUGUAGAUGUAAAAAUGAAUCAUUACUCAAAUGUUGAGCGUAUCACUGAGAAUGAGAAUUCUUUUGCCGAGGCAAAGAAUGUUUCUGCUGAAAAUGGUAGCCUGAUAGAAACUCAGGACAAAGAUGUUGUAUCGGAAGGCCUUGGUUCGGUUGACAUAUAUGAUCUGUGGAUUUCACCUCCAAUAAGUGGCCAACGUCCCAAAGCUCGAUAUCAACAUGGAGCAGCAGUUGUGCAGGACAAGAUGUAUAUAUAUGGUGGAAACCACAAUGGCCGUUACCUCGAUGACCUUCAUGUUCUAGAUUUUCGAAGUUGGACUUGGUCUAAGGUUGAUGCGAAGGUUGGACCUCAGUCAGAGAAAUCACCAUCUCCAAAAAACAUAGCCCCGUGUGCUGGCCAUUCAUUGAUAGCAUGGGAGAACAAGCUUCUUUCAAUUGCCGGCCAUAUGAAAAAUCCGUCUGAAACUAUUCAGGUGAAGGCAUUUGAUCUUGAAACAGGUACAUGGUCAAUCUUAAAGACCAAUGGCAAAGCACCGAUCUCUCGUGGAGGUCAAUCUGUGACCCUUGUUGGAACCACCUUGGUUAUAUUCGGUGGACAGGAUGCAAACCAAACGCUCUUGAAUGAUCUAUAUAUACUUGACCUAGAAACCAUGACCUGGGAUGAAAUUGAUGCUGCUGGGGUACCUCCAUCACCAAGAUCCGAUCAUGCUGUGGCAGUAAACGCAGAGCGCUACCUUUUCGUUUUUGGCGGGAGUUCAAAUGCUACUUUCUUCAAUGAUUUGCAUGUCCUUGACUUGCAAAGUAUGGAAUGGUCAAAACCGGCACAACAGGGUGUGUUACCAACACCUAGAGCUGGUCAUGCGUGUGUGACUGUUGGGGAGAACUGGUUUAUUGCUGGUGGUGGAGACAAUCAAAGCGGAGCGUCAGAAACUAUAGCCCUUAACAUGUCUUCGCUUGUUUGGUCCGUUGUGACAUCAGUUCAAGGAUCUGUUCCUCUUGCCAGUGAGGGGUUGAGUCUGGUUGUUGGCUCCUUCAACGGUGAGGAUAUACUCGUAUCGUUUGGAGGAUAUAACGGUCGCUACAACAGUGAGGUUAAUGUUCUCAAGCCAAGUCGCAAGUGGACCUUACAAUCGAAUAUAACGGUGGUUCCUGUCCAUGAAAGUGCUUCUGCCGUGCGUAACGCUGCGAAUCCUACCAGAGAUCCACAGUCUGAGUUUGAAACUGGUCAAGACAGAAAAGUACGAGAAAUCGUCAUGGAUAACAUAGACUCAAAGCCCACAAAAUCCGAACGCGAGAAGACUAACGAGCUCAUUAUAGCGACACUCAAGGCCGAAAAGGAAGAACUGGAAUCAUCACUCAACGAGGAGAAGUUACAGUCUCUCCAGCUAAAGCAACAACUAAGGGAAGUCGAAACUCGAAACCUGGAAUUAUACAAGGAGCUCCAAUCCGUACGUGCUCAACUCGCUGCCGAGCAGUCAAGAUGCUUCAAAUUAGAGGUCGACGUUGCGGAGCUCCGACAGAAGCUUCAGACGAUGGAAACAAUAGAGAAAGAAUUCGAACUCCUGCAAAGACAGAAAGCCACAUCCGAACAAGCUACCUUAAAUGCAAAGCAGAGGCAGGGCUCGGGUGGCGUUUGGGGUUGGCUCGCCGGUAACCCAGAGGAAUAUACCGCCGUCGACGACAACGCCUGAUAAUACAUGGGAAAAUACUAACUAAAUACUUGAUCUCUUGAUUUUUUUUUUCCUUCUCAUUAAUCGAUUUUUUUGGUCAAAAAUUAUUUUCUCUAUUUACCCUAUUCUUUAUGUGAUGGGAAUAAGAUGUCUAAUUAGUUUUUGUUGUUUCACAUGUUUGUCAACUUUUGUACUUAUUUCUUUUACUUACAAUU